AUGAUGUUACUAUGGAAACAGGUGUUGCUGGUAUCAGUCCUAGAGUAUUUUACAGAGUGUUUUGACUACAAGUCUUUUCAUGGACCUAAAUGGCGAAUGGAGCCCAGUGAUCUGACAGUACCUGCAGGUUUACCUGAAGAGGAGGCCACACUCACCUGUGAUGCCAAGGGCCUCCCACCACCACAAUACAGGUGGACAUUGAACGGGACUCUUAUUGAUCUGAGGAUGGACCAACGGCAUGUGCUGUCUGGUGGAAACCUGAUCAUUAGGAAUUUGGACAGGAACCAAGACGCAGGGACAUACCAGUGCACUGCAUUCAACCCUUAUGGAGCCAUCAGCAGCAGGAGAGCAAGCCUCAAAUUUGCCUAUUUGAGUCUCAAAACCCAAGCAAGAAGUGCAGUUUCUGUGCGAGAGGGGCAGGGAGUUGUUCUGUUGUGUGGAACACCGACAUAUUCAGGAGACCUUACCUUUGCAUGGGUCUUCAAUGAGUACCCUUACUUCGUCCAACAAGACAAUCGCCGCUUUGUCUCUCAGGAGACUGGGAACCUGUACAUCGCCAAAGUGGAGCCGUCGGAUGUAGGCAACUACACCUGUGUGGUAGUGAAUCGCAUCACUAAGGACAAAGUGCUCAGUUCCCCCACCCCACUGGUUCUUAGGACAGACGGAGCAAUGGGUGAAUAUGAGCCAAAAAUAGAGGUUCAUUUUCCUGACACCGUUCCAGCUGCUAAAGGAUCAGUAGUUACAUUGGAGUGUUUUGCUUUAGGGAAUCCGGUUCCAGAGAUAACAUGGAGGAGGGCAAAUGGAGUUCCGUUUCCCAGUAAAGUAAAGAUGAGGAAUUCUAAUGUGGUGCUAGAAAUUCCCAGUUUCCAGCAGGAGGACGCAGGAGGUUACGAGUGUGUAGCAGAGAACAAGAUGGGCAAAAACACAGUGAGAGGACGGCUGGCAUUUCAUGCCAAACCGCAAUGGGUGCAAACCAUGCGGGACACUGCCUUGUCCAUAGAUGAGCGGCUGUUUUGGGAAUGCAAGGCUAGCGGAAAGCCAAAGCCCUCAUACAGCUGGCUGAAGAAUGGAGAGUUGCUGGCUACAGAGAGCAGGAUUCAGAUUGAAAGUGGUGCCCUUAUGAUCAGUGCAGUAAACCUCUCAGAUGUAGGCAUGUAUCAGUGUGUGGCAGAGAAUAAACACGGCCUUAUUUACUACAGUGCUCAGCUGGUGGUGUUGGCUUCACCCCCAGACUUCUCCAAAAACCCACUGAGAGCAUUACUGAAAGCCAAGGCAGGCAGUGUGGUUAUAUUGGAGUGUAAGCCGCAAGCUUUUCCCCAAGCAGUAACCGUGUGGAAGAAAGGCAAAGACCCAAUUCAGAGCAAUGACAGAAUAACCCUCUUUCCUGAUGGAACCCUGAGAAUCACAAAUGUGACAAAGAUGGAUGGAGGAAGUUACACAUGUCUAGCCAGAAACCAGUUUGGAACCACAAGCACUACUGGAAGAUUGCUAGUCACAGAUCCGACCAGGAUUGCUCAGGGUCCAGUGGACAUGGAAAUCAUUGUGGGGGAGAGCAUCGUUCUGCCUUGUCAGGUGGCCUGUGACCCCGCUCUGGAUGUGUCUUUCUCCUGGGCUUUCAACGGUCAACCUCUCAACAGACAGGACCGACACUAUGAACAUGUGGGAGGGAGUCUCUCUGGUGAUUUGAUGAUAAGAAACAUUCAAUUAAGUCAUGCAGGAAAAUAUAUCUGCAUAGUGGAUACAGACGUCGAGAGUCUGUCAGCUGUUGCAAUCUUAAUUGUGAAAGGUCCCCCUGGACCCCCGGACUCAGUAACGGUGGAGGAAAUCACAGACAGCACCGCUCAACUCUCUUGGCGUCCUGGACGGGAUAAUGGCAGCCCAAUCACCAGCUAUAUCAUCCAAGCCAAGACGGCUUUCACUGUUGGCUGGCAAGCCGUAGACACGGUCCCUGAGGUAAUUGAUGGAAAUACACUGACGGCUACUGUAGUGGACCUGAACCCCUGGGUAGAAUAUGAGUUCAGGGUUCUAGCCCGAAAUAGUGUGGGUAUUGGAGAACCUAGUCCUACUUCUCUGAAGACAAGAACUGAAGAUGCUGUCCCUGAUGUGGCGCCUGCCAAUGUUGGAGGUGGGGGCGGCUCCAAAUCAGAGUUGGUGGUAACAUGGGAGCCAGUGCCCGAGGAGCUGCAAAACGGUGAUGGCUUUGGUUACAUCAUCGCAUUUCGGCCGCUGGGCAGCGUCACCUGGACCCACGUCGUCACGUCAGCUCCAGGACUGUCUCGAUAUGUUUACCACAAUGAAAGCAUUCCCCCAUUCUCUCCAUUUAAUGUGAAGGUUGGCACCUUCAACACCAAAGGCCAGGGCCCUUUCAGCCCAGUAACCACAGUGUUCUCGGCCGAGGAAGAGCCAGGUGGAGUGCCAGAAAGAGUUUGGGCCAGAAGUAUAUCAGCAUCUGAAAUUGAAGUCAACUGGCAGGCACCUCCCCCUACUCCUGAAAGAGUUCUGGGUUAUGAGGUUGUGUACUGGGAGGAUGACACCAAACCAGAAACUAUGGGCAAAGUGAGAAUAUCUGCCAAUCAUAAUUCUGUCAUUAUUGGUGGUCUAAAGGGAUUUAGUCAGUAUUUUCUGACAGUGAGUGCCUUCAAUACUGCUGGUACAGGCCCACUCUCCUCUUCCAUCAACGCCACCACCAAAAAAUCUCCACCUGGACAACCACCUCUGAAUGUGGAGUGGAACUUGAUUGGCUCAAAGCUCACGGUACACUGGGACCCUGUGGUUGCCAUGGAAAUGGAAUCAGAAGUCACCGGAUACCAAGUGUCUUACAGGAGGCACAGACAUAAAGAGAUAAACACAGUCACCACAAACCUGACAUCGGUCGAGCUCAGUCUACCUGGUGACGAUGAUUACGUCAUCCAGGUGAGGGCGUUGAGUGAUGGAGGGGAAGGCACGCCCACCGAACUCAUCUCCAUUCACAAACUCAGUAUGAGUGUUCGAGGUUCCAGAGCAUGGAGACCAAACCCAAUACCCCCCUUUCUCCUCUUCAUCACUGCAUUCUCCACGAUUAAGCCAACAUUGUGGGAAAGUGUUUAA
Molecule: messenger RNA, 3087 nt
Organism: Chanos chanos (milkfish)
Lineage: Eukaryota; Metazoa; Chordata; Actinopteri; Gonorynchiformes; Chanidae
Gene: cntn3a.2
Product: contactin 3a, tandem duplicate 2
Exons: 22
Coding region: 1-3087 (1028 amino acids)
Biological process (GO): axon guidance; cell-cell adhesion; brain development
Cellular component (GO): axon; plasma membrane
Molecular function (GO): cell-cell adhesion mediator activity
Source: RefSeq, a predicted model, not a curated record